AGGGCCGCUGGGCAAUAAGGGGGCAACCGCAAACAGCGCGCUCGUGCCGCCUGCUCUCGGGGUUGCGCCGGAACAGUGCAUGCGUCUCUGAAACCGCGCGCGAAUCCGGAAGCAUUUUCGCAGCCGGAGCUGUGCCACGAGUCCACCUCCAAGCUGUUCACCUUCGAGAGGCAUACAUCGUGUGUGCACGCUGCGGAAGAGGCUGUGCCACUGCUGGAGGAGAACAUCAUGCCUGUAGCACAACGCUACCCCCGCGUGCAGUGCGGCGGUUAGCAUUCGCCGGAGGCUAAGGAGGUGCACGGCACUGGGCCGGCCGGUCUUCCAUCAGUCGGUCGCGCGCGGUGCUCGCGAACAGUAGCCAGGUGCGAGCAGGCGGUCCACUGCAGAGCGGACACCGGAGGACACGCCUCGGAAGUGGUUCGUCCCUAUUAGCGCUGGUCUGCGCGUGACCGCCAACGCGUGCCUCGAGGCUGUCCAAGUGGUAACCUACUGCCCCUGAUUACACUAAAAGGAACAAUGAGCGGAACACGGCUCGCCAUUCUCCUGGCGGUGGUGGCCACAGUUCCCAUCACCUAUGCAGCAAAGAUAUACCGUCCCGCUGUGUAUACAACUUCCGGCAAGCUCGUGGGGCUCAAGAAAGAAUCGUUUGGUAGGCCCAUCGACGUGUUUUACGGGAUACCGUACGCAGAGCCGCCUCUGGACGACCUCAGAUUCCAGAAGCCUGUCCCGGUGACACCAUGGAAGGGUCUGCGCGACGCGUCGACGCCGCCAUUCCCGUGCAAGCAGCCCGACUUCUUCGUGCACCAGAACUACACGAUACUGACGCGAAAUUCUACCGAAGACUGUCUCUACCUCAACGUGUGGACGCCCGCGAGGUACUGUCGCGACAUCGCAACGUGCGGACCGAAGGCCGUCAUGGUGUUCAUCCACGGAGGGGCUUUCACGUACGGCAGCAGCAGCUGGUCUUUCUACGACGGCAUCCACUUCGCCGCGGCCGGAGACGUCGUGGUCGUCACGCUAAAUUACCGAGUCGGGCCCUUCGGCUUCUUCAGCUCCCGACUGGACGGUCUCAACGGAAACCAGGGCAUGUACGACCAGAUCCUCGCGCUUACGUGGGUCAAGUCGAACAUCAAACAUUUCGGCGGCAAUCCUGAACUUAUCACAGUGUUCGGUCAGAGCGCGGGAGCAAUCUCAGUUGGAUACGUGCUUGUGUCACCGCUCAGUCGAGGAUUGUUCCGGCGGGCCAUCAUGGAGAGCGGAAGUCCCUUCUGGAUGAUGCACGACAGUCGCGACACGGCGCUCCAGAAGAGCUUCUCGCUGGCCAACGCGCUCGGCUGCACGACUGGCUUCGAGAAGUCUAUCGAAGACCCCCAGGUUAUGGCUUGUCUGCGCUCCAAGGACGCUAACGAGAUUGUGAACGUUGCCACAGAGGUACUGGGAUCUCAGGCCGAGACGUUCUUCCCGAGUCGCGACGGCGAGCUCUUUCCGGACGACGCCAACGUACUGAUGGACGCCAUGAAGACAACAGGAGUGGAACUGCUCAUCGGGAACAACAGGAACGAAGGCACAUACUUCGUCUACAACUUCCUCACCAAGGGACUCAAGUUCCAAAAUCUGGCGCACAUCACCAAGGACGAACUCGGAUUUUACAUGGUGCUCUUCUUCCGGACGAUGCUACAGUCAGGAGUGAACGAAAUUCGCGAGUUUUACCUGGACAAACUCAACAGCACUGAUCCUGGAGUUAUCUUGCAACGUGGAUCGGACGCCGUUGGAGACUUCCUUAUCACGUGCCCCAGCCGCUACUUUGCGGAGAAGUACCAGCGCAAGGGACAGUCUGUGUACUACUACCAGUUUUCGCACCGACCCAGCUUCAGCGUGUGGCCGCCCUGGAUGGGCGCGACGCACUUCGACGAGUUCCCUUUUGUGUUCGCGCAUGCCAUGGCGUUCCCCGAGCUGGUGACGCCCUCGGAGACUUCUCUAAGCAGGCAGUUGGUCGAAAUAUGGACAACAUUUGCCAAAAUCGGGCGCAUGCCGACGCUGGGCAAGAUCGCGUGGCCCCGGUAUUCAGCAGAGGGUCCUUACAUAGUGGACAUCAACCUCAAAGUCCUCACCAUCAAGAAAGGACCACAGGAGGAGAACUGCAACUUCUGGAGGCGUUACUUCAAGUUGGACGGCUGAGGGCAAGAUCCUCUAUUCGAUACUGCCGAAGUGCCAAAACAGGGGGCGCGAAAGAACGUGCCUUACUCUGAAUGGCAGCGUAGAUGUCAGCCUAUUUGACAGCACUGCCCAGCGUCUACAUCAAUCUAAAGCUUAGAAGAUGCUGAUGUCAUCGGUGUUGCCGUACAAGUUUCCCGGAAUACGACUCCUCCUCCGAGAUUGAGGACCUGAGUGAACGAUAUCUGUUGUUUGUGUUGCCAUUUUUCAUUCUUUCGCACUGUUUACCCAUCAUCAUUCACACAACACCUAGCUUGGACACUAGUGCCACUUUGUAUGGUGUUCAAACCACGGACUCCUAAACCAUUGAGGCUAUAGCGAUGAGCAAAAUGUACUCUUGCCUCGCUGCUUUGUACUUCACACCACUUCGUACUUCACACCUACUCGAAGGCUCAGUGUGACUUUAGAUGUUUGAUAUAAUGGCCAUAGCCACGCGCAGCGUUUGCAUUUUUGGGGAAAAGGAAGGCGAAGCUUAAUUGAAUCUGGGGCAAUAAUUGAUUUCGCACCAUGUCCA
This is a messenger RNA of Rhipicephalus microplus (southern cattle tick), 2728 nucleotides long. RefSeq lists its product as uncharacterized. Gene Ontology annotation, biological process: acetylcholine catabolic process; choline metabolic process. Gene Ontology annotation, molecular function: acetylcholinesterase activity. The record is from RefSeq and is a predicted model, not a curated record. Gene Ontology annotation, cellular component: plasma membrane. Lineage: Eukaryota; Metazoa; Arthropoda; Arachnida; Ixodida; Ixodidae.